AUGGAUAACUUCAAAGUGCCACAGAAUAUUCCUCAAGACUUGCUUCUCAUCAGCGAGUUCAUCGACGUUCCCGAUGAAAAACCAAAAAAAUUGGUAGUAAAACAGCAGGAUGACGACAUUGAUAGCUCGGGGAGCGAGUCGAACGCCAGUGAAGACGAGAUCGAAGCAGACCUCAUCGCAGUAGAGGAUGAAGACGCCGCGGUUGUAAAAUCAAUUCCAGAACUGUCUGAUUCGAAUUCUGAAUCUGACUCUGGCUCUGAUUCAGAGCAACAACAACACGACUCUGACGAUGCCGCUAAUAUGCCCGAUGACGAUGAAGAUCCGGUCCCAGCUGCUACCUCCGGAACGUAUUUCCAGACAAAGCAUGAAAUACCUGAAUAUGACGCUGUCAUACCUGAUUUACAACAAGUGGGACCAGACGAAGUACUUGAAAAAGUUGGAGAAAUUAUCAACAUAAUGGAUAGAGUCGUGAUUGUCAAAGGCAUGCCCUCCGAGACCCUCAACAGAGGAUCUGAUCGCGCUCUGGACUCCGACACGCUGCUCGUAUUCGAUGAUAGGACGCUGUUGGGUUAUAUUUACGAAACGUUUGGACCAACCUCCCAACCCCUCUACCAAGUCAGAUUUUCCGCUGCCUACCCUAUUGAUAGCGAACGCAUACGGCUCUCGCGUGAAGUCUAUCACGUUCCCGCUCGGAGCCGUUUCGUUUUUGUGAGCCAGAUCAAGGCCAUCAAAGGAAGUGACGCUAGCAAUGUUCACGACGAGGAGCCUGCAGAUGAGGAGUUGGAAUUUUCGGACGACGAGACCGAAGCUGCCUUCAGGAGUCGUUUGAAAAGAAAACGAGGAGAAUCUCGCGCUCGUUCGACUUCAUCCUCCAGACAGACAACGCCCAAUCCAUCGCAAAUGAGAGAUCAGGAGUUGGAAGAGCAGACAGUCUGGAGCAGAAAUGCGUACGAUGAACACGGGCCUUAUGAUUUGGACUAUAGUGAUCCAGGCUCUUCACGUCCACCACCCAUCCCGUACGACGAUCCUUACUCCGAAAAUUACGCCGCGCCAGAGAACAAAAGGGAAAGCAACACCGGACACGUACCCCAGCGACCAUCAAAUGUUCCUUCAGAUCGUGGGUCUGGGCGAGGAAGAGGCGGUCGCGGAUUUGAUAGGGGUGAAGGUCGCGGUCGCGGUCGUGGUAGAGGAAGAGGAAGAGAUCGCGGCUUCUCUGGAGAUCGUGGGCGGGCUUCACUCGGUGGAGAACCUGGUCGAAGUGGUUGGAUUGGACAAUCAACGGAUAAAAACCGGGGACCAGGCGAAACCUACGAAAUUUCCACCUCACGACCCGCAUCUCCCACGUCUCUCGCUAUCGCUCGUGCGACAGGUCGAACGCCUCACAAUUCCAGCCUCGAAUCGCAACAAAUUCCCCCCAACACUGGCACGUGGGGGUAUAAUCAGACGUCGUUGCAACAGCAGCAAUUUUUAUAUCAGCAACAACAACAAUUUACGUUUGGGCAGCAAAUGUAUCUUCCACAGGUGCAGCCCCACAUUAAUCCCAGAUUCGCGUCUGCGUUUGGGGUUGCGGUGGGACCUGUUCAUCAGCAACAACAGCAGCAUUAUCAGAUCAAUCAAUAUUCGCAGCCCUUCAACGGCGAUGCGCUUGCACCUUCCAUCGAGCCAAGUUGGACAGACGAAUGGACAGUGCGAACGGAUGAACGUUCCUCGUCAGGUCAACCUGGUGAAUCCGGGAAUACAGAACCUCCGUUCCAAGCAUGCGUUGUUUUGAAGCUCCAGAAGUCGUUUUGGGCACCAACCCUUCGACUGGCCCCACCAGUCAUUCUGAGACUGACAUAUGCUGACUCAACCGACCUACACAUGGUGGCAAACGCACGAAUAACGCCAAGCAGCAUUCAGACCUUUACACUCUCUAGCCUCACCUCCGCACUCAAGACUGCGUCAAGGGUCUUCAACCAGAUCAGCUGGUAUUUCAAUCUCAAAGACUCCGUCAUCGAAGGAACAUUGUCGCUAUCAACAACAACCACGGUAAGUCUUGCCAACGAGGGCAACUAUUCACGCUCUCCGGUCUGGCUCUUCCGUUGGCGGGCUUUUGACCUUGGGAACUCGGUCUACUCAAACACUUGCCACGUUCACAACUUCUGGGACCAGCUCCAGUUUCACGCGGUGUCUCGCAGACAGCUUUCUCCACGGUUCAUGAUGGGAUGGUUGACCAUUUAG
This is a messenger RNA of Laccaria bicolor S238N-H82, 2220 nucleotides long. RefSeq lists its product as uncharacterized. Gene Ontology annotation, biological process: pseudouridine synthesis; box H/ACA snoRNP assembly; ribosome biogenesis. The transcript is spliced from 10 exons. The coding region runs from base 1 to 2220 and encodes 739 amino acids. Lineage: Eukaryota; Fungi; Basidiomycota; Agaricomycetes; Agaricales; Hydnangiaceae. The record is from RefSeq and is a predicted model, not a curated record. Gene Ontology annotation, molecular function: RNA binding. Gene Ontology annotation, cellular component: sno(s)RNA-containing ribonucleoprotein complex.